Molecule: messenger RNA, 2340 nt
Organism: Siniperca chuatsi (mandarin fish)
Lineage: Eukaryota; Metazoa; Chordata; Actinopteri; Centrarchiformes; Sinipercidae
Product: sterol 26-hydroxylase, mitochondrial
Exons: 9
Coding region: 18-1583 (521 amino acids)
Biological process (GO): glucocorticoid biosynthetic process; C21-steroid hormone biosynthetic process; cholesterol metabolic process
Cellular component (GO): mitochondrial inner membrane
Molecular function (GO): iron ion binding; oxidoreductase activity, acting on paired donors, with incorporation or reduction of molecular oxygen; heme binding
Source: RefSeq, a predicted model, not a curated record
GUUGUUCUGCCCUCGUCAUGGCUGCAUGGCUGUCCCGGAGUGUCAUGCGGAAGAAUGGCGGCUGGCUGCUGCCGUGCCCUAUCGCUGUGGCCCGGGUCUGCUGCAGGGGGAUGGAAAGCGCCUCCUCUCCCCCGGGGACCCUCUCUGCCUUCCAGGACAAGCCUCGGACAGUGGAGGACCUCCCACGUGUCAGCUUCUUGGAGCUGAUUUACAGAAUGGUGUUUCAGGGUUUCUACAACCGUAUGCAUGAGCUACAGAUCUAUGAGAAGCAGCGAUACGGGCCCAUAUACAGAGACGGACUAAAGUCAGUGUCCGUGAACACUCCAAAGCUGCUGGAGGAACUCAUGAGGAACGAUGAGAAGUUCCCCCGCCGAGGAGACAUGUCCCUGUGGAAAGAGUAUCGCGAUAUGAGAGGAUUCGGCUAUGGGCCUUUCACAGAGGAGGGGGAGAAGUGGUACAACCUGAGGGUGGUGCUGAACAAGCGCAUGCUGCAUCCGAAGGACUCUGCACAGUACGGUGACAUUAUCAGUGACGUGGUUACAGACUUCAUGAAGAGGAUCAUCUACCUGCGUCAGUGCAGCCCCACAGGAGAUUUGGUGACCAACAUGGCCAAUGAGCUCUAUCGUUUUUCACUAGAGGGUAUUGCCUCCAUACUGUUUGAGACAAGGCUUGGGUGUCUGGAAGAGAAAAUCCCUGCAGGUACGCAAGACUUCAUCAACGCCAUCGCCCAGAUGUUCUCCAACAGCCUGGCUGUGGUGCUGAUGCCCAUGUGGAGCCGCAGUCUGCUGCCCUACUGGGGGCGCUACAUUGCAGGCUGGGAGGGCAUCUUCAGCUUUGCUAAAGAGUUGAUUGACAAGAAGAUGGAGGCCAUUCAACAGCGUGUGGACAACAACCGGGAUGUGGAGGGCGAAUACCUAACAUACCUCCUCUCGAACACUCAGAUGAGCGUUAAAGAUGUGUAUGGCAGCAUCGCUGAGCUUCUGUUAGCUGGAGUGGACACGACUUCCAAUACCCUCACAUGGACUUUGCACCUGCUGUCCAUGCACCCUCAAAUCCAGGACAGACUUUACAAUGAAGUGUCCACAUUGGUACCAGCAGACCGGAUCCCCUCCACUGCGGAGGUCACUCGAAUGCCGUAUUUAAGGGCUGUUAUUAAGGAAGCACUGAGGAUGUAUCCUGUGGUUCCUAUAAAUGCAAGGUUCAUUACAGAAAAGAAUGUUGCCAUUGGUGGAUAUCACUUUUCAAAGAAUACCGCCUUCACGAUUUGUCACUAUGCCAUCAGUCACGAUGAGGACACAUUCCCAGAGCCGUUCGCCUUUAAGCCGGAGAGGUGGCUCCGUGACGGCCGUGAGAGGCCACACCCCUUUGGCUCCAUCCCGUUUGGCUUCGGAGUGAGAGGCUGUGUCGGUCGCCGGAUUGCUGAGCUUGAGAUGUAUAUGGUUCUGUUUCGGCUAAUCAGGCUGUUUGAAGUCAAACCAGACCCCACAAUGGGAGAGUUGAAAAGCAUCUACCGCACUGUUCUGAUACCAGACCAGCCACUAAAUCUACACUUUGUGGACAGAGGAUGUGAAAACGCAGCUUGAUUUGCUUUUGCAGAUUGGUUUGAAUGCAAGUGUUGCAUAUGAAUGAAAAGCUUUUAAGAAUGUCUGUCUGAUAUAUUAAGAAAGUGAGACAGAAGUAGCAGUUUUAGUUUGAAAACUUUGCUGUAAAAAAAAGUGCAAGUGUAACUAUAAAAUGCACAUUUUUAGCUUAUAUGUAUUUACUUUUAUAAAUGCUAUAUAUUAUUUGCAAAAAAAUAUAAAGGAAUACGCAAAGUUAUUUGCCAUUCAAUAUUUUGAAGCAACUGAUGAACCACUGAGCACUUCUGGAAUGCUAAGUGUCAUAAAAAUGACAUAAGUGGUUAUUGCUCACACAGACAAGACCCUGCAGGAUGCAUAGAUGAACAUCAUGCUUUUCUAAGAAUGAGAUGAGAAAACAGUAAUAUUGUGGUUACAUGGAUUUCAUGGAAACUUUUUUAGUCUUUGUAGUUAGACAAGGUGGGUGAAGAGUCAUCUGAGCUUCUACUUGUAAUAAAAAGUAAAAUAAUAUUUUGUAAUCAGUAUUUUGCAGUUUGUGUAGGCAAGAAUCUAAUUAAAGCAUUUGAAUUGUGCAUUCAUUGUAUAUGUGUGAAAUGAAUGUGAAUCAACUCCAUUUUGAUUACUUUCAUAGCAAAUUCAAUAUGUCAUGUCUAACCAUAUGGUUUCACUUUGUAUAGCACAAUAAAGCCUUGUAUCUUUUGUAUUUAUUGCUAAAAAAUACAUUGCACUUAAAGAUGUUGAAUGAAUUAAAUCAGUAAUUUGA